Molecule: messenger RNA, 2489 nt
Organism: Desarmillaria tabescens
Lineage: Eukaryota; Fungi; Basidiomycota; Agaricomycetes; Agaricales; Physalacriaceae
Exons: 12
Coding region: 92-2053 (653 amino acids)
Molecular function (GO): protein binding
Source: RefSeq, a predicted model, not a curated record
CCGCAUCAGGCCGAAACAGCAGCCAAUAGGAAAGGUUCUUUGUCCAACCAAUAAGGGCACCUCCAGCUCCUUUCUUUUUACUACCACUUACAUGCCUCACAUCAGGAAAAAGGUCAAGGCGAAGCCUACCGUUGAGGACGACCAGCCAAAGCUAUGCUAUAUUACGCGACUUCCCUUUGAACUUAUUGCCGAAGUGCUCCUGUAUACCCGGUCACCCAAGGAUGUCCUUGCACUGGCCCGAUGCAACAAAUUUUUCUGCGCAACUCUUGUUAGCAAGUCUUCGGAUUACAUCUGGAGAUAUACCAGAAACAACUGCAGACCUGCGCCUCUACCUGAGCCCUUGCAGAUUUUCACGGAAGCGUCGUACGCUGCGUUUGUAUUUGAUGAAGGCAAAUGCGAGGAAUGUGGGAAAGAAAGCAAGCUGAUGUAUGACUCGUUUGCUUUGAGGAUUCGCACUUGCGGCAUGAGUAAAUGCCGGACACAGCUUCUCGAGACAAAGCUUACUUCACCCCAAGCACAGCCUGAAUAUCGCCGAAUCAUCUUGGAGUCUCUUCUGGUCCCCGAACACUCUGAGUGUAUUGGUUCAUUGUCAUAUCUUGCCGGAAAUGCGGGUUGGCCCAAUUGCCAAAAGCUUUACCGCGUCAAUGAAUGGACCGCGGCUGUGCAGGAGUAUCUUGAUGCCUCUCACUCUCCGGAGGAUCUGGAUGUUGUAAUGGAGCGGCGGGCAAGAAUGGCGAAAAGAAUAUCGUUGAUGAUGCCCACAUUUUUGGAACUGUUUAAAUGGAAAGAGAAGUAUGUCAAAGCUCGGGAUGCGAACAAAUCGUCCAACCUUGACUUUGCCAAUGCUCUGGCGACAAAGGUUGGUUAUGAUCAUUGGGAUCUUAUGCAAGCGCCCAGCUACGCUAGACUACAUCGGAGCAAGAAUACAACUUUAGAGAAAGUAACCGAUUCUGACUACAAGAUGAUCCAUGAAGCUGUUGAAGCCGAAAUACUCAAAGUGACCGAGGCGCGGAAACGGUCGAAGCAUGAAGCCGAUUAUAAGCAAUCACGAGAGCUCGUUGAGAAACACUAUGAACGACUUCGCUGCAAGAAGGUCGAGGUUCCUUUGCCACCGCUAGCCAGUUUCCGCAAAAUCCCUAUUAUUCAUACUAUUCAAACAACCCCUCCCUCGCCCGAGUUUGACGUCGCUAAACAGCUGCAGACAUCGCUUGUCUCAACGCUUCUUAAGAGCGAGUUGUCAGCUUGGAGAAGUCAGGCCAAGAACGCGUUAGCCGGUGCUCUAGGUUUUGCAAAUUGGAAGUCGGCAAGCAGCAAACGUUUGCAUCCUGUGGAUAGGAUCAACGCCCGUUUUCGGUGCAAGAAAUGUGCUCAUACGGAGAAUAAGUAUAAAGAAGACGAAUGUUUUGAUUUCUUCGGCGUUUGUUCCCACCAAUGCUCAAAGAAGUUGCGCGGGAAGCAAGAAUGGGACGUUACCCGAUUCUUGAAAGAUGAAAAGGCCUUUGCAGCUAUCUCGAAAUUGGCUGAUAUUGCCUCAAUUAACACUGAAUCACAAGAGUCUAUUAAGGCUUUCGAGGCACUUGACGCUAGAGUUUUGUGCAAUAGCUGCACGGCUGCUAUUGUAUUGCAGUCUUCUGCCGUUGCUGGUCAUUCCCACCGUCAUGAGGAGAUGGAAAUGUCCCUUCUCCCAGCCCCGGUCAUCGAGAAGCAUUCGCUAACUAAGGGGCUCGCUCUGAGGCUUAUGGGACCGGAAGACAGGGCUAAGGUGUUGCGAGAGAACAAGAUCUAUGGGUGUCGCCAUUGUCUGCAAGUGCGGACGACAUCGACGGAGAAGCCUAUGGAGGAGUCUGGGAAAGAGUGUAUCCUGACAUUCAACGGACUGCGAUCUCAUUUGAAAACAAAACAUUUGGUGGACGGUAUUCGAGAUGAGGAUUUUUACUGUUCCAAACCUUUGAUCUGGAGAGAAGUUGGCGCGGCGACCUGCACUCCUGGUAAGCGACUGUUUCAAAUGGGACAAAAUUCUGGGAAAAGGGGUGAACAACAGAUCAAAUUCUGAUCAAGGCUUUUGGUCAUAGCAAAAUGAGUCGGGAUUCCCUUUAAUGGUAAAGCCGACGCAUUUUGCUGUGAUCAAAAGUUUGGGUCAAAAUGUUAUCUGUGUUUUAAUUGUUUCCCUUGCAUUUUGACCAGCGCUAGUUAGUCAGUCACCUGCCAGGAGUGCUGAUUAACAUCUACAUCACGGCGAAGUAUGCAUGUCAAUGCGUAUCAUCUUGACCCUUGUAAAGGUUUAGCCGAUUCUAUUGGAAUACGGCUUGCCGGACCGGAUCCUACCCUCUUACCCCGAAUUCCAACGGACAAGUCGCGCUCUCCUAUACCCCCAAUUUGCUUGAUAUCGUGAAAGGCAUGAGUUUUCUCAUCCUUCAUGGUACAUUCUACGUGUAUAGUACGUUAUAUGUUCUACAAAGGAUAUAAUCUUGCCCGUUUUCAUUGAGUUU